AUGUUAGAUGAACUAUAUAAAGCAGAACGUGGAGAGAUGGAAAAGAAACUUCAAGCAAAAGAUGAAGUCAUUGAAUCCAAAGACAAAAGCAUACAGAAAAGAAUACCGCGUUCAGUACCAAAAGGAAAGGAAAAGAGUUAUAAGUAUAUGAUAUAUACUGAAGAGUUGGAGAAAGAAGAAGAUAAAGAUAUGGUUAUGUUGCAUUUAGUCAGAAGAAACAACAAGAGCUUUUAUGACUUAGCUAAAAUAUAUAAAUCUGACAGAAACUGGUUCUAUCGUGACAACUUACCGAUUUCAAUGACACCGAAUGAGCAAAUAAAGGAAAUUGUCAAAAAUACUCUUCCUCAAACACACUAUGACAUCAAAGGUUACACAAUACUUACAUUCAAAGAAGACUUACCAUUACUGAAGGAAAAAAUAACAGAAUAUUUCGAUAACUUCAAAGAGGAAGAAUAA
Messenger RNA from Trichomonas vaginalis G3, 456 nucleotides. RefSeq lists its product as uncharacterized. The coding region runs from base 1 to 456 and encodes 151 amino acids. The record is from RefSeq and is a predicted model, not a curated record. NCBI's taxonomy places the organism in Eukaryota, Parabasalia, Trichomonadida, Trichomonadidae. The transcript has a single exon.